GCGCGACGCGGGGCGGGGCUGCACGCGGGUUCUCUUCCUGGUAGCAGCCAGGGCCCGGGUCCGCCGCGUCCGCAUCCGCUUCCAUCCGGGCUGGCGCGCGCCGCGCAGGAUUUUAGAAGAUGGCCAAAUUUGUGACACCCGUGAUCCAGGACAACCCCUCAGGUUGGGGUCCAUGUGCUGUGCCUGAACAGUUCCGAGACAUGCCGUAUCAGCCCUUCAGCAAAGGAGAUCGUCUGGGAAAGGUUGCAGACUGGACAGGAGCGACGUAUCAGGACAAGCGAUACACAAAUAAGUAUUCAUCACAGUUUGGUGGGGGAAGCCAGUAUGCAUAUUUCCAUGAGGAAGAUGAGACGAGCUUCCAGCUGGUGGACACUGCGCGGACACAGAAAACACCAUACCAAAGGAAUCGUAUGCGGUUUGCACAGAGGAACCUUCGGAGAGACAAGGACCGUCGGAAUAUGCUUCAAUUCAACAUGCAGACGCUGCCUAAAAGUGCCAAGCAGAAGGAGAGAGCUCGCAUGCAGCUACAGAAAAAGUUUCAGAAGCAGUUUGGGGUGAGGCAGAAAUGGGACCAAAAAUCACAGCAGAAGCCUCGCGACUCCUCUGUUGAAGUCCGCAGUGACUGGGAGGUGAAAGAGGAGAUGGACUUCCCUAGGCUGAUGAAGAUGCGCUACCUGGAGGUCUCAGAGCCAGAGGACAUAGAGUGCUGUGGAGCCCUGGAAUACUAUGACAAAGCCUUUGACCGCGUUACCACAAGGAAUGAGAAGACUUUGCGAAGCAUUAAACGCAUCUUCCACACUGUCACUACUACUGAUGAUCCAGUGAUCCGCAAGCUAGCAAAGACUCAGGGGAAUGUAUUUGCCACAGAUGCCAUCCUGGCCACGCUGAUGAGCUGCACUCGCUCUGUGUAUUCCUGGGACAUUAUUGUCCAGAGAGUUGGAUCCAAGCUCUUCUUUGACAAGAGAGACAAUUCUGACUUUGACUUGCUGACAGUGAGUGAAACUGCCAAUGAACCACCACAGGAUGAAGGCAACUCCUUUAAUUCACCCCGCAACCUAGCCAUGGAAGCCACCUACAUCAACCACAACUUCUCCCAGCAGUGCCUGAGAAUGGGGAAGGAAAAAUACAAGUUUCCCAACCCAAACCCAUUUGUGGAAGAUGACAUAGAUAAGAAUGAAGUAGCUUCUGUUGCAUACCGGUACCGAAGAUGGAAGCUGGGAGAUGACAUAGAUCUUAUUGUCCGUUGUGAACACGAUGGAGUCAUGACAGGAGCCAAUGGAGAAGUGUCGUUCAUCAACAUCAAAACACUGAAUGAAUGGGAUUCCAGGCACUGCAAUGGAGUGGACUGGCGCCAGAAGCUUGACUCUCAGAGGGGAGCUGUGAUUGCCACAGAACUGAAAAACAACAGUUACAAACUAGCUCGCUGGACAUGUUGUGCACUGCUGGCUGGAUCAGAGUAUCUGAAACUUGGGUAUGUGUCUCGUUACCAUGUGAAGGACUCUGCGCGACAUGUGAUUCUGGGAACACAGCAGUUCAAGCCUAAUGAGUUUGCCAGUCAGAUUAACCUGAGUAUAGAGAAUGCAUGGGGCAUCCUUCGCUGUGUUAUUGACAUCUGCAUGAAACUAGAUGAGGGCAAGUACCUCAUCCUCAAGGACCCCAACAAGCAAGUGAUCCGUAUCUACAGUCUGCCUGAUGGCACCUUUAGCUCAGAUGAGGAGGAGGAUGAUGAGGAGGAGGAGGAGGAAGAGGAAGAUCAAAGGGAAGAAAUGCAAAGCAAGAUUGAAAACACGGAUGAGAGAUUGGACCGAUUUGGGGCAACUUCAAAGGAAUAUGGUUUAUAGGACCACUAGCAAUACAGGCUAGAUGUUUCUGCAGAAGUAUCAGGUGUAGAUGAACUACCUGAUCUAAUUGCUGGUCCUUGGUGCAUGCUCUUUAACAGAUUCUCUUCCCCACUGAAGCAGCUUUAUUUGAUCCUCAUGUUACUAGUAUGGUGACAUCUUAAUGUCACAGACUGUAUGUAAAUUUGGGCAGGCCUCAGUGUAUUUGGUUCAUAAUUUGAAGGGUUGAUGCAUGACUGUUACAGCUAGAGAUUUUUUUUUUUUAACCCACAUUUCUAGGUUCUCAGACAAAUCAUGCAGCUGCUUGAAAAUUUGGAAGUAUGUAGCAAUUUAUACAGCCUUUUAACUUUAUAGUUCAUGGGAUCUACUAAUGAACAGACUUGUACAGAGUGAGAAUGCCAGGCAAGAUGUGACCUGAAUAUGUCAUCUUUAAACUACCGUGAUUUUUUUUCUUGCUGUGUUGUUCCACUAUGCUGUCUUUCUCUCUUUCAGAGGAAGAGAGCUAAACCCCAUGGUCAAAUAACAGGGGCUGCAAUAACCUAGACAAGUCAUCCCACUUUUCCGCAGUUCACGGGUGGAUCUUGUUGAAUGUUUGCACCAUGCCCAUUUAGAAGCCUGUCUAACAAAUGGAAUAAAGUUAUUUUGUUCUGUUA
This is a messenger RNA of Alligator mississippiensis (American alligator), 2491 nucleotides long. It is a transcript of the gene EIF3D, whose product is annotated as eukaryotic translation initiation factor 3 subunit D. The transcript is spliced from 15 exons. Bases 120 to 1841 code for a protein of 573 amino acids. The record is from RefSeq and is a predicted model, not a curated record. Gene Ontology annotation, molecular function: translation initiation factor activity. Gene Ontology annotation, biological process: translational initiation. Gene Ontology annotation, cellular component: eukaryotic translation initiation factor 3 complex; cytoplasm. Lineage: Eukaryota; Metazoa; Chordata; Crocodylia; Alligatoridae.